Messenger RNA from Eutrema salsugineum, 1437 nucleotides. Its product is annotated as putative F-box/LRR-repeat protein At3g18150. The transcript is spliced from 3 exons. NCBI's taxonomy places the organism in Eukaryota, Viridiplantae, Streptophyta, Magnoliopsida, Brassicales, Brassicaceae. Gene Ontology annotation, molecular function: protein binding. Bases 1 to 1437 code for a protein of 478 amino acids. The record is from RefSeq and is a predicted model, not a curated record.
AUGGCCGACGAGAGCGCCACCGCCGCUAGAAGAGUCCGUAGCCACCGCAAUGGUGGUGGUCGUUUCCGCCGCCGCGAAAAGAAAGGAGGAGUAGACUCAAUCAGCUGUCUACCAGAUGUGAUCCUCCAACAUAUCCUCUCCUUUAUUCCGACGAAAUUCGCCAUCAGAACUUCACUCUUGUCAAAACGAUGGAGGCAUGUAUGGUGUGAUACACCUUCUCUCUACUUCGAUAGCUCGAAACUGGAGGCUGCUUGGAUCAACAAAACCCUAGCUCACUACACUGCUCUCAAGAUGAUGCAUUUUCACCUCUAUAGUAGUAGACAAUCGCAUGUUUCCCACAUGGACAAAUGGAUCGAGUUCGUCAUGUCCCGCCACGUGGAGAAUCUGUCUCUGAAAUUAUGGCUUGACGAGUAUACUCUUCCUGAUUUCUUCUACAUUAGUUCCUCUAUCAAGCAACUCACCCUUGAGUAUUGUGAUAUGAUUGAUAGAUGCUCCGUGGCUUGGACAUCUCUCAAGAACCUGUCCUUGCUUAGUUGUAAUCUCUCUGAUGAAUCUAUGGCCAAGAUUCUAUCUGGCUGUCCCAUUCUCGAGAGCUUAACAUUGUCCAAGUGCGAUGGCUUUAGGUUUCUUGAUCUCAGCGAAUCAGUGCGUCUGAAAACAUUAGUAGUAGAUCGCAACCGUUGCGUAAAACAGAUUGUGGCACCACAUAUCCAUUGUCUCAAGUUGAUAAACAGUCAGUUACCAUGUACUGUAACUGAUACCUCGUCUUUAACCGAAGCUCAUCUGGACAUUCCCUUUAACUCGGAUGAAAUAUUUUACAAUAUUGAUCAUGUUUUAGCCAUGGUGCUAAAGAUGAUAGAAGACUUACAGCAUGUAGAGAAGCUUACCUUUGGAGGACACUUUCUUCAGAUUUUAUCUCUUGUUGAACUUUGUGGUGUUCCUUUUCCGAUGCUCAAGGUCAAAGCAUUGACACUUGAGACAAUGAUAUUUCGGUAUGUUAUUCCCGGUAUAAAAAGGGUCUUACAAAACUCACCUGAUUUGAAGAAGCUAACAGUACACACAAGCUAUUGCCACAACAUACCGGGGGAGCAUCUUGACAAGUACUUGAAAGGCUUAAAUCCGGCUAAAUGCUGGAGAUCAAUCGAUGGUGUCCGUUGGAACAAGUCUGGUCGUGAUGUAGAGUCAAAGCACUUGGCUUCAUUUGUGGAACUUGUGCUUAAGAACAGAAAGACGUUAGAGAAGAUGUUCCUACCAUCGGAGGACGUUUGCUUUAAAGAGAUCGUUCCAACACUUUCUCACAACGACAAAGUCUCUAUUGCUUGCCUUCUCACAUUAGUGAGUGGUGAAUUAUCAUGGGGUUUAGUUUCGAGUCUCAUAGGACAUUUUACAUCGAUCCUCAUAUAUAUUCUCAAUGCAGACUUUUCUUUAUCGAAUUAA